Messenger RNA from Penaeus vannamei (Pacific white shrimp), 1574 nucleotides. Its product is annotated as sex-determining region Y protein-like. Gene Ontology annotation, biological process: anatomical structure morphogenesis; cell differentiation; regulation of DNA-templated transcription. NCBI's taxonomy places the organism in Eukaryota, Metazoa, Arthropoda, Malacostraca, Decapoda, Penaeidae. Gene Ontology annotation, molecular function: RNA polymerase II cis-regulatory region sequence-specific DNA binding; DNA-binding transcription factor activity, RNA polymerase II-specific. The record is from RefSeq and is a predicted model, not a curated record.
AUCGAUAGAGGGGCCGCGACCACGUAAACUGUGAGAGUUCGAGAAAUAAUGAAGAGCAGGUCACCGUCGACCGUCCACCCACCAACAAAGGUCGGGCUAAGCGAUGCUCAAAAGCCAUGUGUUGUGAUUUCUCAUGCCCAGUCUAACACACACCUUCACACGGGAAGGAGGAGGUGGCCCUGUGGCUCUCCGUUGGACAGUGCCAGUGCCACUUGAGACUCGCUCGCGCAUGGACAUAGAGUUACCCUCGCAAGACGUACGAGAAAAGUGUUUGAAUAUAGUGUUUUUUUGGUGGGAUUCGAAUUUCGAGUUUCCCCUUCCCGAAAGGAUAUACGAGGGAAAGUAUAUUCCAAGAUGUUUGUCUCUAUUUCUGGAAAGUUAUGCAAAGAGGUGAAUAACAGUUGAGUGAUUUCACGGACUGACCGCAGCAGACGGAAGGAAGCCCCCGAAGGAACCCUUUUGCCCCCUUCCACGUGGGGGAUCGAAUAUCCUCGCGGGCACGCCCCCCUCCUUCGCCUCUCUCUCUCGGGGCGAAAGUACCGCUUCGCCGCCGCACUUCGGAGAGGUCGAGGAUCUCCCCCGCUUCCCGCGUCUCCUUCGGCGUCCUUCGGUCCUCUUCGCCUGCAGGAUGCUGCCCCAGGGCCUCAAGGAAGCGCCCGUCGAACACCCGCUCUCCGCCGGCGCCCCCUUCGGCUCCCUGGCGGUGGAUGACACUUCGUCGACGCCCUACUCGGAUGCGACACAGACCAAGAAGCACCCUCCGAACCACAUCAAGCGCCCGAAUGAAAUGCCUUCAUGGUGUCGGUCGCAGAUGGAGCGCCGCGAAAUAGUGAAAUUCGCGCCCGACACACACAACGCCGAGAUCUCCAAGCAGCUGGGGCGCCGCUGGAAGCUGCUGACGGAGGAGCAGCGCCGCCCGCCCGAGGAGGCCGAGCGGCUGAAGCAGCCCCUCCGCGAGUACCCCGACUACAAGUACCGCCCGCGCAAGAAGUCGAAGGAUCCGCUGAAGGGCGUGUCGGAGCGCAGCGGCGGCAAGGUGGCCAAGGUGCACCAGAUGAACAGCAUCUGCAAGGAGUUCGCCAGCAGCAUCAAGACGAGCGGCAAGGACUGCGCGCAGGCGGGCAAGACCGGCCUGCCGCAGGGGCACCAGAUGGACAUGCAGGCGCUGGACGACCCCGUCGGGUGGUCGCUGCCGCUCACGCCGACGUCGCCGCCGCGCGUGCCCACCAGCCCGACCACCUCCGACCUGCCCGACUCGCCCGAGAGCGCCUUCAACUUCGACGAGCACACCUUCGUCAGGUCGACGUCCUUGGCGCCGACGCAGACGUACUGCGCGAGGAUCGAGAGCAUGACGCGCUCGUCCGCCGCCUUCCACAGCGCCGUUCCGAACGCCCUCGCGUCGCCGGGCAGCAGAGAAAGGCCGCGGCGACCGGCGGCGCUUUCGGCGGCGCGCCCCCGAGACAGCCGCCCUUCGCGCCCGGCUUCUUCCCCGAGCAGAAGCUGGCCAACGGCUUCCUCAAGCACGAUUCGCUCGCCAACAUGAGUUACCUGAAGCAAGAGCCGGAGUUCGCCGA